This is a messenger RNA of Spea bombifrons (plains spadefoot toad), 2662 nucleotides long. RefSeq names its product signal transducer and activator of transcription 6 (gene STAT6). Lineage: Eukaryota; Metazoa; Chordata; Amphibia; Anura; Pelobatidae. The transcript is spliced from 21 exons. Gene Ontology annotation, biological process: growth hormone receptor signaling pathway via JAK-STAT; defense response; regulation of transcription by RNA polymerase II. Bases 233 to 2662 code for a protein of 809 amino acids. Gene Ontology annotation, molecular function: RNA polymerase II cis-regulatory region sequence-specific DNA binding; DNA-binding transcription factor activity, RNA polymerase II-specific. The record is from RefSeq and is a predicted model, not a curated record.
CGGAAGUGAAAGCUAACAUAAAAGUAGGCAGUAGAAAGGCUUCAGAACACGGCCAAAAAAACACACGUUCUCUAGUCGGUGGGAUUGGUUUCAUUGCCUGUUUUUUGGGGUCUCUAUUUGAUUGGUUGUACUAUGGAUUAAACCUAGAAACAAGUUAGUAAUUGAUGAAGGGACAACACUCUAGAAAAAGAAACUGAAAGCUUGAGAGAGCCAGCGGGACACUCCUGGCAAAAUGGCAAAGGUCUCUUUAUGGAGUUAUGUGUCCAAGAUGCCAUCCAAGCAGUUUGAAAGGUUGUAUCAGGAUUUUCCACAAAAGAUACGUGGUCUGCUGGCUGACUGGUUGGAGAACCAACCCUGGGAAUUUAUCAAUGGGAUGGAUACAUUCUCCACGGAAAUGGCAAACUCAUUAAUACAGAAACUGGUGGAGGAACUUGAGAGGAUCUCCACGAUUUGCACAAAUGAUGCUUGCUUGGUUCUUCCAUUAGCAGAAAAGCUCAAGUCUAUAACCCCACAAAUGACAAUGCAAAUAGUGGAACUGUUCAAAACUAUAUUGGAAGGUGAAAGGACGGAGGUCUUAAAGCAGUUUCCACGAUUAAGGAUGACCUUCUGCCAGAAACAAGAGGAAAUGCAGUUCAAUUUCCGCAUUAUGAUGUUGCAGCAUAAAAUAAAGAAGGCCACGAUUGUUCAGCAGCAACUUAAGCUCACAAAAGAAAAUAUGAGCUUCCUCAAACAGAUGCAUGAUUUGCCAAAACUACAAAUGCAAUGGAUUAUGUUGGUUAAGGAUGCAUUUGAUGUGCUUUUGAGUGCACAGAAACAAGCAAUUAAGAAACUAAACACCUGGAAGAGACAACAGCAGCUGGCUGGAAAUGGAGCUCCUUUUGAUGAAAAUUUGCUUCCUCUACAAGAAAGGUUUGAAGUUCUUUACAGUAUGUACCUUGAGUUCGACCAGAUGGUCAAGGACUUUGGCUUGAUAGGAGAGCAAGCACCUCCUGACCUUUUAGAACAAAUAAAUAGAUCAAUAGGUGAUCUUGUUAAAAGCUCUUUGCUGGUUGACAAACAACCCCCUCAAGUAUUGAAGACCCAGACAAAGUUUCAAGCCAGUGUGAACCUCUUGCUGGGAUUCCGGAUAUUAAAUGGCAUUACCAAAAUGCCUGUUGUGAAGGCAUAUAUCAUCACUGAAAAAAAAGCACAGGAACUAUCCCAAAUAUCUCCAAGCGAGUCAUUUAAUGAAGGUUCAGGGGACAUUGAGAACGGAAGAUCUUCACUAGAACUCACACCGGCCACCAGGACUUGUGGAGCAGUUUUUAAAAACAUGUUACUGAAGAAGAUAAAGCGAUGUGAGAGGAAAGGGUCAGAGUCAGUUACAGAAGAAAAAUGUGCUAUCCUAUUCAUAGUUGAAAUCAACUUGAAUUCUUCUGAAAUGCCAUUCCACCUCCAGGCAUUAUCGUUGCCUAUAGUGGUGAUAGUCCAUGGCAAUCAAGAUAACAAUGCAAAGGCUACAAUACUGUGGGACAAUGCCUUUGCAGAAAUGGAACGGCGCCCUUUCCAUGUAGAAGAGCGAGUCCCCUGGUCUAAGAUGUGCCAUACGCUGAAUCUGAAGUUUGUAUCUGAAGUGGGGACAAAACAGGAGCUCCUUCCAAAGCACUUCUUGUUUCUUGCGCAGAAGAUUUUCAAUGAAAAUAACUUAACUGAGGAGGAUUUGAAAGAUCGUACUGUAUCCUGGACCCAGUUUAACAAGGAGCCACUUCGGGAAAGAAACUUCACAUUUUGGCAAUGGUUUGAUGGUGUUGUGGAUCUCACCAAAAAAUUCUUGAAAAACUAUUGGUCAGACGGGCUUAUUAUGGGGUUUGCCAGCAAGCAAUAUGUUCAAAGUCUUCUAGGUUCUGAGGCUGAGGGGACUUUCCUGUUGCGAUUCAGUGACUCAGGGAUUGGGGGUAUCACCAUCGCAUACAUUGUGCGUGGAGAGGAUGGUUGUGGACAGAUUCAAAACAUUCAGCCAUUUACGGCAAGAGAUCUCCAAAUUCUAAGCUUGGGGGACCGUGUUAAAGACGUGAAAGAACUGAAGAUACUGUACAAAGGGAGACCAAAGGACAAAGCCUUUGAAAAAUACUUUACAAAGAAUAAGACUGCAAACACGUCUGGAUAUGUCCCUGCUAAAAUUAAAUUUGAGGUGGAAGGGGGUGAUGGCAACCAACAGAUCAGUCAUCAAACGAUGCCUGGGUUUGGGAUAGAGGAUAUGUAUAGAGCACCGCAAAGUACCUUUCAAUCUCCCAGCUAUUCUCCAUCACAUGGUCCCAUGAUCCUAAGUGAUAUAGGCCUGGUUCCCAACUCGAGUCCACUUGCAGACCCAUACAAUCAAUUUGCCCCUCCGGAUCUUUAUAGUCUUCUAAAUCCAGUUCCUACCUGCAGCCAAGACAUAAGUUAUCUAUAUCAGCCUCAACAGCCAAUCUACCCAGUUCCAGAAACCCGCAUUUCCCAGCAGCCUCUGUUCCCAAACUCUGGGCCAGACAGCACCGAUAUAACUUCGACAGACAUGGAAGUUUCAAGUUACAUUGAUGAUUUUUUGGCAAAAGAAGAGUCAAUUAUUGACACACUUACAAACCCUGCAUACAAUUUGAAUCGAAACUGGGACGACGUGAUUCCUCAUCCAUCAAAUCUUUAA